Messenger RNA from Symbiodinium sp. CCMP2592, 3303 nucleotides. Lineage: Eukaryota; Dinophyceae; Suessiales; Symbiodiniaceae. The record is from the annotation of a GenBank genome assembly.
AUGGAGGUGUAUUCCUGGGGAAGCGGCAACUAUGGCCGACUGGGGCUCGGAAGUGGAGCUGACGCCGCGCGACCGCAGUUGGUCAGUGGCGUGCUCAACGGCUACGAAGUGGUGGGCUCUGCCUGCAGCUGGUACCAUUCUGCAGUUGUUACUUCGACUGGAGAUGUGGCCACAUUUGGAUCAAAGAUCUCCAAAUGCCUUGGCACGGCGGCAAGUGGUAGCGACGUGUCAGAUGGGGCUGCAGCAUCCGACCACUCGUUGGAAGGACUUGACAGUGAGGGGGAAGACGAGAUUGCAUCUGUGGGACUGAAGGCCAUGCCUCGUGCACGCAGAGGUGACCGACGCGCGCGGGAUCCGCUCCAUUCCAAAGGAAUCGGCCGAAGCACCAGCGACUUCGUCCCACACCUCCUCCGGUCGUUUCCGUCCAGGGUUAACGUUGUUCAGGUGGCAGUGGGCAGCGACAUGCUUGGUGCCCACACGCUGGCCGUUUCCAGAAACGGCCGAUUGUACAGUUGGGGCUAUGGCCCCGCCUGUGGCCUCGGCAGCACUGCCAACGUCAGCACGCCGACUUUGGUUACCAAGUUCCUCGGCACAGGUGCAGGCGAGGGUGGCAGCGGGCGCAUGAGAAAGCAGGAGAUGGAACCACUGGGCUGGGGGAAGCACUCCCAUCUGCGGUAUCGACAAAGACCGUCGAACAAGCAUUUGGGGCUGCAGUUGCUCAGGCCAAAAAUCGCGAAGGCUAGUUGCGGCGGAGGUUUCAGUGUCGUCAUGAGCACGGAGGGUGAGGUGUUCACCUUUGGAGUGAGUGCCAGCGGCCGACUGGGAUUUCGAACAAAGUUUCGAGCACAGCUCCGCCCGCGUCGUAUUGAAACUCUGGCCGAGGGCACGAUCGACAUUGCGGCUGGUGCUGCCUUCGUCCUCCUCUGCUCCGCUGCGGGGAAGCUGCUGUCUUGGGGUGACAACAGCAAGGGGCAGCUUGGAGUGGGACACCUGCAGGAAUCGCAUGAGCCGUUAACACUGAGUCGCGCAUGUCCGGCGGCAUUCGUCAUGCAGGCUGUUGCCGCUGGAGACUCACAUUCGCUUGCUCUUGAUUCCGCUGGGAGAGCUUACAGCUGGGGCGGCGAAGGUGGUCCUAUGACAGGACAAGGCCAACCGGUUCCAAACUCGACACAAGUGGAUGCGGCAUUCCAGUUCCGACUGCGGCAGUUGUCUCACUGGUGGGUGAGGCCGCACCCCAUUCGAGCACUGGUUGGCAUUCGCGUCGUGCACGUCGAUGCGGGCUGCCUCCAUUCCUUGGCAUUGUCGCAGGACGGGGCUGUGUAUGCCUGGGGCGCUCCACUUCAGGCUGGCACCUCCCAGAACAACAGCGCUCUGAAGGGCAUACGUUCACAGGUGUCUUGGAUACCGCGGCUUGUCGCCCCGAGCCCGAAGCUUCCGCUGGUGCGUGUGGGAGCCGUGGCAGCAGGAGGUUGGCAUUCAAUUGCCACGGCCACACCUGCCAGUCCGCUGGACAGGCUGCUUCCGGCUGACUGGUCUCAGGAGGAAAGAGACGAAGAGGGCCUCGCCACGACAAGCCAGGCGGCAUCGACCUUGGUGGACUUCUGUGAUGGCUUUCUUGUCUCGGAGAAAGACUCCACCCCGGAGGAAGAGGCACGAAUACCCGUGUGCUGCACUGCAAUUCGUGCUCGACUGGCCAUGCCGGAUGGCACGGACUCUCCUGUAUGGCGUGCAUUGUCGGCACAGGUGGUCCGUCUUCGCCCCGAGUCCAUUGCCAUCUUUAGCCCAGAGGCCGCGGGGAGAGAGGAAGAGGAUACGGGCAGCGAGUCGGGCGGAUUGCUCGAACUUGCGGAAAUGCAUCGGUCACGCCAGAGGAGCGUGGCCCAAAGAAAGCAUCCAACGACUGCCCAAAACAGUGAUGCCGACGAAGCGGCUGGGUUGGCGCUGAAUCCUCUUCCUGCAGGGGCUUUGCAGAAACCCAAGGUCAAGACGGGGGUCCCGAGGAAAAAGCCAGUUCCAACAUUCAGCUCGGAUUCUGACUCAGGAAACGGUGGUGUUGCAAAGAGAGAAUUGCGAAGCAAGAUGGCGGCUUCACGGCCUGCUCCACAAGUGGCAGUGCCAAAGCGAACAGUUCCGGAUUUCAGCUCCGAUGACAGUGCGUCUGAAGAGGAGCUAUUACCCGAUGAAGUAGUCACAGCUGCGCGGAGUCCUCCUGCGCGCUCGGAUGCUACGUCCGCAUAUGGAUCGCCUGCAGCAAGCACUGCAGCACGAUCGCGUCAGCAGCCUGCCGUGGGCCAUCAGGGGCCCGCUUCAUCAACGCUUAGCGGCUUGGAGCUGCGAAGCUUUGGUGAAGCAGUCUUGGCAGCGCUGGUUCGUUAUUUUUGUACAAACACGCUUCGCAACAUCGAAGUUAUUGAUGAGUCUCACCCAGCAUGGCAGAGGGAGCAGCAGCUUCGCAUGCGGCAAUAUGGGUCCAACCCGGAGGCUGCAGAGGAGUCUCUGCGCCCAACGCGUUUGCGAGCGGCGCGCGGGCUGCUCUUGCGGCAGGAGGUGCGUGACUUGCGGCACAUCGGUGUCUGCUUGGGCAUAGAGCGCCUGGCGCGGCUCUGUGAUCAGCUGCUGCUGCGCAUGGAUGCGCCGGGUGCACCGGCCCUUUUUGUGCCGGCUUCUUCCAUUGGGACUGCGAUGUGGACACUGCUGCAGCAAACCCUGCGGCCUCCAGAUCGCGAUGGCCCAGACACAGACCUCUUGUGCGCUCCACCCGGGCCGCGCAAGCAUCAUUGGGGCCCUCGAUGGCUGCCUGCGGAUGGGCACCUGCAAGCCCACGCGUUCGUUCUCUGCGCCGGCUGCUGCAAUCUGCACACGGAGCAGAGGUCGGUUGAUGGGCCCGCAGAACUUGCAGGAGGUGGUCGGCUUGGCCAACGAGCAUCCGACACCUCUGACACCAUGCCGAAACUUCGACUUCGCCGGAGGGACGGAGGAGGUGGAGGUGCACCGACAUAUGAGUUGGACCUGCAAGAUUAUCCGGCAGAUGUCGUCUUUGCUUGGCUGCGAUAUCUGUACACGCAGGAUGACUUGGAGCUCACGUGGCCCCUUCGGCACAAUCGUCGCAACAGGGAGGAGGCGCCGCCCGAGAUGUGGUGGAUGCAGCUGCUGCACCUGGGGCGCCUAGUCGGAGACUGGAAGCUCCAACUCUACGCGCAGGAGACACUUCGCCUAGAACUCUCUUCACAUCAGAAACGAAUAGGAAAUGAGGAGACCUGUUUUCAAACGAUUGAGGUUCAGACUGUGACUAGACUGCACUGA